AUGUGUAAGGUACUCACUUUUCGAUCUAAUAGGCCUGAAAAAUAUAGGCUAUAACUAUUGCAAUACCGGGUGGUUGCUGUUUAUGCGUUGAGCAGUAAUGGAAGGAGACAUUCUGUGCCAACGCCCGCUUGCCUACGAUUUUCUUGAGGCUACACCAUCAAAAGCUCAGUUUGGUUUUAAAAGUCACAACAUUCAAGUUACCUGUUUUCAUGUUUGUGAAUCUCACAUCGUGUUUGGAACUGACAAGGGUUGUGCAUUUCUUCAUAGCAGGAGAAAUGGACACAUGAUGCAACUUCUAUCAGAGGAUAGAAAGGAUUUUGUUAAAACUGUUAGAUUAUUAUCUGGAAUUGAAUGUCAAGUCGCCAUGGGAACAAGUGAUGGUAGAGUGAUUGUGAUUAUAUUUUCAAGCACAGCUGAUGGUGUUGCGAAACAGGUUCGUAAGUUUUUCCUUGGCAAGCUUCACCCAUCCUCAGUAUCAUGCAUGGAAUGGAGCAGCAACGGAAUGAAGUUGUUUUCCGCUGAUGCUUUAGGUUCAAUCUAUUGUACCAAGGUGGACACUGAGGCCAACAGUUGUCAUGCAAGUAGCAUAUAUCAAGAAACCAGUGAAGUCACACAACUGGAGUACCGACACAAAAUCUUACUCAUUUCGACCAUGGAACAUACACUGUUGUACAACACGGAUCAAAAUAUAUUCACUAAUGUCGGUUCGAAGCCAAUUCGAAAGGGGCCAUACGGAGGUUGCUUUAACAUUAACACACUGGUGGAACGCGAGUUGAAAGUAUUUGCAACGCGUCCAAACCUGAGGUUUUGGGUUGCUGAUAAUACUGGUAAAGUCCUCUCCACCGUGAAAAUGAAGGAAAAUCUUCAGCAACAUAAAAAGUUAAUCUCACUUGAAGAAACUUCAGAUGAGGUUCCACAAUCUGUUGAUCAGAGUAAACUACAGUUGGGAAAAGUUCUUCAUGUUGGAAAACAUUGUUUUGUUACUUUUACAGAUUCCACAUUGUGUGUGAUAAACCAUUCAUCAAACGCAAUAGUUGGAUUGAUUUCAAACUGCACAGAAAUUAUGGACGUAGCUACUACGUGUGAUGAAAUAUUUAUUUUGUCCUCAAACAGAAAACUUUAUAGAUUAGCAUGGACACCAGAUCAAGUUUACAUGGGUAGUAAAUCACACAAUGCACAUUCAAGUGCAACAGAAACUUUCAAAAAGGAUAUGAAAGAAUCGUUUGCCGACAUCAGAAGCCAUCUUUCCCCAUAUGUUGACACACUACAGUUAAAGAUGGCAAGCAGUGCUGAGCAAUUGACCAACAAACUACAGUCCCAAGCAAAAACUUUAAAGAAUAAAGUUUCGUUCCUUCCUGUAUCUGACCUUGCUGGAAAGUUGAUAUCCUCGAACCUUGAAUCUGUAAGAAGAGGUAGCAAUGUAUCGGAGGUGGUUGAGCUGUCACGAUGUCUUGAAGAUUCUCCUCCCAAGAUCAAGACAACUGAUGAAGAUGUCGUUCAACUUGUGAUGAGAGAACUUGUGGAUCAAGUUUGUGAACUGAGAGACCAAGAUGAGUUCCUACGCUCACAGGGAAUUGUGACAUCACAAACACAUUCAGUUUACCACGUGGUUGACACUACAGCCGAACAACCUCGAAAAUCUUUCUUUGAUGAAGUGGAGUAUUUUGCCAGCAAAGAAACUGAAGACAUUUUAUUUAGUUCGAAAAUUCGUAAAAAGAAGCAUAGAAAAGGUUCAAUCUUGCAUCCAGUCGAAAUAUCAAAAGUUGAAUGUGAUGUUGUUGGCAAGUCAACUUUAACCAGUGACCUUCAUUCUGUCCAGACAUUAAAAGACAACCGGAAGGAAAGUUUGUUUUUUAAUACGGAGGAAGAUCAUACAAACGAUUCGGAUGAAUUUGAAGUUGCGAUAUUUAACGAUGAGACUCAUCUAGAGCACAAUUCAAGAAAACCAAAAAAGUGUGGAAACGAACACAUUAAGAGUGAAAGCGCAGAAAAACUGUCCCAUAAUGACAUUGACACAGUUGAAAAACCCUCACAGAUUGAUCUAGUUUGUCACAUUGAACGAUCUCUUGAUAUUAAAGCAGAAAAUUCGAAUGAAAUAUUUCCAGAAGAAUUAUUUCUUGAAAAAUGGCAAACUUCGGCAAUUGAGAAUGAUUCUGUUUGCGUUAAAGAUGAUCAAAAUGGUGUAACAUCAUCUCAUGAUCCCACUAACCAAUAUACAGAAAGUCCAAGCCACUCUCAAGAUAUUAUGAAUCACACAUAUGAUCUUAACGACUUUCCUGAUGACAUAGAAUUACAAACAACUCAAAGAAAAACAAGUGAACAUGAUGAAUUCUUUCAAGAGGACCAUACUGAUGAUUUGGAACAAUUUUCACCUAAAACUAAAAAAAGUUUUAAUUUUGAUGAAGUAACAGUUAGUAAACCAAAAGAAGAAAAUGAAUUUGGUUUAAAAAUUGACUCUGACGUUUUAUCUUCCAUCCAAAGUUUAACUGAGAGUUCACAGCCUGAAGAAGAAAGUGAAUGUUUACAAAGUUCAAUAAGUUUUGAUAUUUAUGCCGUCAAGGACGGAGAUCAUGAUUUUCAAAGUGAAGAAGAAGAAUCGGUCCAGGACAACUUUCCAGAAUUAGACGAUGAUGUGAAAAAUACAGUCAGUGAUGAAAUAAUUGGACAAUGUGAUGAGCAGAGUACUCAGUCAGAAAAUCUUCUCUCAAGCGAUGUGGUUCGAACUGCAUCUGCAUCAGAUGUUUGGACAAUACAUGUCACUCCUAAGGACAGCAUAAUUAAACUGGCAGCCUCCAGCUCUGGGGAUACCAUCUGCCAUGUUGCUUACGGCAACAAUGUUUUUGUUGCCAUGGAAACAUUGAAUAAUGAAUAUAGAAUGACGUGGAACAAGUUGGAAAAGUUGGCGACUCAAGUUUCAAUAUCACCAUCUGGUGAUGUAGUAUGGAUAGUAACUACCCAUAGAGAUGUCUAUGCUUCUAAAAUCAACCGAAAGCAGAAUAGUUUUACUGACUGGGAACUUGUGGCAAGCGGCAGCCAUUUUGUUUGUCUCACUGCUACAGAUGGUUGGAUAGCAUCAGGAGAUAAACUGCUUCAUAUUUCUAAUGUCAAUUCUACUCAACCUUGUGGUUUAAAUACACAAGAAAUUGAACUGGAUGGUGAAUUAAAGAUAAGUCAUAUAUCAGUAACCAAUGAAGUUAUAUGGUUGUUAGUAGACGGUUGUAUCUAUUGCAAGUCACUUCAUAUGUUGGAAAAUAAUGAAAUAUGGAGAAAAGUAAACAACCCGCACUCAUUAAAUGGUGAAGACCUGAAAGUUAAAAUGAUCACAUCUGAUUACAACACAACUAUGUGGGGGGUGGAUGAGAUUGGCAACUCCUGGUUCAGGUCAAAGGUCACACAUAGAAAUCCUAAGGGUUGUCACUGGUGGCAGGUUUAUAUGAAUGAAUAUUUGUAUGAUGACCACAGAAGACUUCCGUUUCUUUCAAUUCAAGUCUUACCAAAGAUGCCAUCUAGUAUCAUUGCAGCGGAGAAAUAUGCAUCAGAUGUUAUUACUAACUCAAUAGAUAAGUUAUCAAAUUGGAUUCAUGGUUCUUCACAAGUAAUCACAGUCUGCAUAAGUUUGAGGGCGGUGUGGAUCGCUUCAAGUGAUAAAAAGUUACAUGUCUGCAGAGGACCUGUUACAGGCAACAGAUGGAGUGUUCCUAACAUUCCUGGUAUUGCAUCGUCAACUAAAUGGAAUCAUAUUGUGUCUUCCUCGUAUUUUUCAUCUGACAGUGGCUCUUGGGAGGGUUUGGUAUGGGUUGCCCGUAGCAACGGAGAAAUUAUUUGUUUUCCAUCUUCAACAAAUGAGCAAAACCAUACUAUUGCGAUUGCACCACCUACUGCGGACGAGACAAAUGUGGUGUCAUUGUCCGCUUGCCGCAAUGCAUUGUGGAUGGUUUUAGAUUCCGGCGAGAUUUGGGUAAGAUCGGGAAUUUCAAACGAGUAUCUUGAAGGCAAAUCGUGGGAACGAGUUGAAUACAACAAUCAACUGGAUGUAAAAAUGUUGCACAUAAGUUGUGGGUCGCAGUAUGUGUGGGCGGUUGAUACAAAUGGAGAAGUUUACAUGAGAGUUGGGGUGACAGUGACUGAUGAUCACACCACUAUGACACCUGCAUGGUUAUCGCUUGGUAACUCACCUUUCAAUGCAAGUGGAUCAAAGUUUAUACAGGUGGUCUGUGGACCUUCAGAUAACAAUGUCUGGGCAGUUGAUAACUUGGGAAAAGUGUUUAUAAGAACACAGAUAACUAAUGAAUGUCCAGUAGGGGAGGAUUGGAAAAUUGUUGAAGGGGCUCUGGUAAAGCAGAUUGUGAUAAGCAACCACAGCGUUUGGGCUUUAAAACAAGAUGGUUCACUACUACGUCGCUUUGGAAUAUCCCACAGUGAUUUUUCUGGGGACUAUUGGAAGAAAAUACCUGGCAACUUUUUCGCACUUGCUGUCACACCAUAUGAUGAGCUUUGGGCAAUUGAUCAACAUUUUCGUUUGCGGGGUCAUAUCACUCAAGCCUACAGACCCCCUCUAUUGGAAAUGUUUCACAAUGAUGAAUCUGAGGUCACGAGUGAAAAAGGAUCACAUGAUGAUGAAACAAUCGCCCCAGAUGAUGUUACUUGGGAGUUCAUUUAACCUAGGGCUUCCCAAACAUGUUUUACCCUUUUUAACUUUUAAUUUCUUCAACUCUUCAUGGCUAAUACAUAUGCUGUACUUUCAGUAAAAUUUAUAAACUCUUGGUGACCCCCAAUUUGGGAAACCUGAUAUAAAACUGUUGUUGUUCUGUUUUUAUUUCAGCCUUAUUUUAUGCAAUUGUUUCAUCUGUGCAAUUUUCCUUUGUAGGUGUUGUAUAUUGUAUAACGUCACUGUUUUUUUAAGUUUGUUUUAGAAAUUUAAAGUGAAAGCAUAUG
Molecule: messenger RNA, 4935 nt
Organism: Ciona intestinalis (vase tunicate)
Lineage: Eukaryota; Metazoa; Chordata; Ascidiacea; Phlebobranchia; Cionidae
Source: RefSeq, a predicted model, not a curated record